Macadamia integrifolia is the source of this 2590-nucleotide messenger RNA. Its product is annotated as chaperone protein DnaJ 2-like. NCBI's taxonomy places the organism in Eukaryota, Viridiplantae, Streptophyta, Magnoliopsida, Proteales, Proteaceae. The record is from RefSeq and is a predicted model, not a curated record. The coding region runs from base 558 to 1898 and encodes 446 amino acids. The transcript has 2 exons.
CUUUUCACAUGGGGGCUUUGGGCUCGGGCUAUGAACCUAGGAUUACCGUCAGGGAGUACCUUUUUUAUUAAAAAAAUAAAAAAUAAAAUAAAACCUGCGAUUCAAAUUUCUCAACCAUUAGAAAGCCUCUGAAAAUGGGUAAUUUCUCAUAUCCUCACUCUCUUGUUGCGCUUUACGUGGAAUAUAUUGUUACUGCUUACCCUGGACCUGGACUGUCGAUCAAGAUCGAACGUCCUAGGGUUUCAUUCCCAUCUUCCGAGUACUUAAAUUAGGAACUUCGAAAAGGUAAUGAAUCCCAACUGAUUGAAGUUGUUUACAACAUCUAACGUUACUCUCUAGAUCCACUGCUGAUGGCUGAUGCGUUUAUCUGAUUUGGGUUUUGAGAGUCAUCCGAGAGGUUUCUGUCCAUGGAAUCGGAUCCUUUCUGAGGUAUGGAAAGAUCUAAGCUUGUAGAAUCAGAUAGUGGUGGUUGAACUAUCAUUUGUGGUAGGCUAUUUUUUUAAAACUAGCAAUCUGACAGAAAAGAAAAAGGGGUAAAAAGAAGAAAAGGGAGGAAAAUGGAGUGCAAUAAAGAUGAGGCCAUCAGGGCGAAAGAAAUAGCCGAAAAGAAGUAUACAGCAAAGGACAUUGCUGGUGCAAAGAAAUUUACUUUGAAGGCCCAAAAUUUGUAUCCUGGGAUUGAGGGUCUUCCCCAGAUGUUGGCUACUUUUGAUGUUUAUAUCUCCGCAGAGAACAAAAUAUGUGGGGAAGCAGACUGGUAUGGGAUCCUUGGUGUGAGUCCCUCAGCUGAUGAUGACACAGUUAAGAGACAGUACAGGAAGUUAGCUCUCAUGAUUCACCCUGACAAGAACAAAUCGGUUGGGGCUGAUGGAGCUUUUAAGCUUAUUUCAGAGGCCUGGAGUUUGUUGUCUGAUAAGACCAAGAGAAUAGCAUAUGACCAGAAACGCAAUGUCAUAGGAUUUCAGCAGAAGGUUCCUCCUCCAAGUGGAGGAACAUCUGCACCACCAGGCAUGAACGGUUUUUGUAAUUCCAGUCAUACAACAACCUCAAACAGUAAAACUCAGAAAAGUGCUGAUCCACACCCACCGCCGGCACCUGCUUCAUCACGUCCAUCAAAAUUAAAUAUGUUUUGGACUGAAUGCAAUCACUGCAAAAUGAAAUGCAAGUUUCUCAGGAUCUAUAUCAAUCACAAUCUUCUUUGCCCCAAUUGUCAUGAGCCCUUUUAUGUAGUAGAGACCUCUCCCCCACCUUCAAAUGGUUCUAAUACUGCACCAUGGACUUUCUCUCACCGGUGUCAGAAUUCAAACCAUCAUGCAACUAACAGCAAUGCGUGUACUCCUGGAAGAAACACUGCUGCUCCUGCUCCUGCUCCUGCUCCUGCUCCUGCUCCCAACAUGAGAGCAACUGCCCCAGCUUCUGCUGCUGCUGGUCAAGCUGCAACUGUGGAUCAUCAGGCCUAUAAGAAAGUGAGGAGAGAGUGUGAGGAGGUUCAGGAAACUGCAAGAAGAGAGGAUGCACUUCAGAGGAAGAACCAUGCCCCUAAGAAGAUGGCUGGUGGUUUGUCUACUGGGUUUUCUAAUUCUGGUUCUAGCCAUGCUGUCAAAGGAGAGAGACCUGUGAAAAAACCUCCAACAACUGUGGUUCAGCAGGCCUAUAAGAAAGUGAGGAGAGAGCCUGAGGAGGUUCAGUCGGCUGUGAGAAGAGAGGAUGCACUUCAGAGGAAUAACCAUGUCCCUAAGAAGAUGGCUGGUGGUUUUUCUAAUUCUGGUUCUAGCCAUGUUGUCAAAGGAGAGAGACCUGUGGAAAAGCAAAGAGGUCCUCCAACAACUGUGGUUCAACAGGCCCGUGAGAAAGUGAGGAGAGUGUGUGAGGAGGUUCAGGCGGCUGCAAGAAGAUAGGAUGCACUUCAGAGAAAGAACAAUGUCUCUAAGAAGAUGGCUGGUGGUUUGUCUACAGGGUUUUCUUAUUCUGGUUCUAGCCAUGUUGGCAAUGGUAAGACCUGUGAGAAAAUGAAGAGGUCCUCCAACAAUCCUCAUAGACAAGCCUAGCAAAAGACUACCAGAUGAACAUCUGAAAGAAGUACACACAAAAAAGUCAAAAUACAGUCCUCCCUUCCCCCACUCCCAACAAAUAAAAAAAUGCUUCCCUUUGGCUUAAACCUAGUUAUUCAAGCUUCGUCCAUUUUAGGCUUUUCGGAACCUUUACUUUUUCCUCCUGUCGAGAGGAAAAAAAAAAUAAAAUUAGACUUUAGGCGUUAUCAGAAGCCCAUCCCCCCCACCUCCCCUUCUCCCUUUUUGAAUACUUCAGAAAAAAUGAUGCAAUAAAACAUACUUUAAUCCAUCAUGGACUUUGGCAAACAAUGACGAUGGAGUUAGAAAAAUCUUGAAAGUAGAACCAGCCUGCGAAAAGAUGUCCAUGACCCAACUGUAUUUCCCCAUAUGUGUGGAUGUAGGGUACACUAUGAGAUGGUAUUCCUUUUAUUUUUUAUUUUUUAAUAACUUGGUUAUUAAAAAGUUCGAGCGGCUCCUCCCAACGGCCGACACAUGCUGGUCAAUAUGGAGAGAACUGCAAUGAUAUAUGUGUUGCAUAU